This is a messenger RNA of Toxotes jaculatrix (banded archerfish), 852 nucleotides long. It is a transcript of the gene atp6ap1la, whose product is annotated as ATPase H+ transporting accessory protein 1 like a. Gene Ontology annotation, cellular component: proton-transporting V-type ATPase complex. The record is from RefSeq and is a predicted model, not a curated record. Lineage: Eukaryota; Metazoa; Chordata; Actinopteri; Toxotidae. Bases 1 to 852 code for a protein of 283 amino acids. The transcript is spliced from 6 exons.
AUGGGUGGAGGGAUGUGGAUGGUGGACAGUUUGGUACCUGCAGAACCACAGUUCAGAGGAACGCUGCAGGCCUCUAUCCAGUCUCCAGAUGUGUCACGGAGGAAGUUACUUCAGAUGGCAGGAGCUGCAGUACCCUUCCCACCCCUCAAGGUACUGUCCAAUGGGGAGCCGUGCAUCUUGUUCCAGGCCAGGAAACUGUCUCUGCGCUACGAGAAGCAGAAGCAGCUGGACCUGACAGAGCGAGCUUUUUCUCCUCACAAACCCGUCGACACCAGCCAGUCUGUCUGCCGCCAGGACAAGGCCACGCUGGUCAUGAGGUUUGGAGAUGUGGAGGAUCUGAGAGAUCUGUCCAUCAGACUGCAGCUGUCCAACACUUUCUACGAGUCUUCGGGUCAGUGGUGGUUCUCGGUGGACAGCGUCUCUUUGCUCUACAACGCGUCUGAAGAGGCUGCGUUCAAUGCCAGUGAGGUGUACGCUCCAGCCUCCUCCUCCUACCACUGCCUCCAUGUCAGCAGCCUGCAGCGCCACAGUGCCCUGCUGCUGCCCUGCACUGACCAUGCCCGCCGCUGGACCAUCACCUUCACCGACUUCCAGAUUCAGGCGUUCAGUGUCACUUCUGGUAGGUUUUCGCCUGUGAGCGACUGCGCUACCUUCCUGACGCCGGCCAUCCUCAUGGGCCUCAUCACUUCUCUGAUCCUGCUGCUGGUCCUGGCCUACGCCCUGCACAUGGUCAUCCACCUGAAACACAUCGAGCACGACGAUGAACACAAGGCCGACGUCUACUUCCCCCAAAACCCCGAACAACCUGAACACUUCUAUGUGGAAAACCUUACGGAGAAAAACAUUCUGUAG